GAAAGAAAACAUUUAAUACAUGUGGUUUCAAACUCAAUUACCUUUGUAUUCACAUUUGUGCAAAGAGUUGCAGGAGCAUGACAUGGCAUCCAUGUAGGAUCCUGUCCUUGACUUUGAGAAGCAACUCCUGACUACCCACAAAUACAUCACAUAACCCCACUCACAAAAAACAAAAAAACGACCAAAACAUCCCCCUAUAUGACCUCAAGACUUAAGAAGACGAAUUUCUGGAUUUUGUUACAACAGUUUUUCAUUGUACAGAUAAGUUUUAACGUGUGCUGCUUGUUUUGAGGGAGACAUGUUCAUUCUACCACUUCAUGUGGAUUUUUUUAGCCCCUCCUCUUCGUCCGCCAGGCAGACACCUUUCCUCUGUGGUCCUCCAGCGUUUCUUACCUUCUUGUCGCUCCUCUUAGCCUCGUUGUCUGGCUGUGAACUCUCACCCCAGCUGCUUGGGAAAUGUCAUACAGGCAGAGGCCCGUGCUGCAGUAGGGGGGCGUAAUAGGAGGAAAAAAAAAUAAUAAGAUUUUUACCGCUCUCACUGCAUCAUUUAUCCGCGUCUCUGCCGUGCAAGUGCCACAUCCCGCUAACAGCAGCAGCCGCCGAUAACUCACUGCAGUCUCAAUGCUCAUCUCGCAUUAUGGCUAAAAUUUAGGAAAAAAAGAAAAAAAAAAAUCCGUGCCAGACAUGGACCAUGCCAUUAAUCUUUUCUUGAAGAUGUCAGUCCAGCAGACUAACUGGUUUGUGAUGCAGCUGCCCAGUCGAAGAUCCUGGGAUUGAGCAGUGAAUACCUUUACACUGAUGGCCUGGACUGAGUUUCAGCUGGCCUGCUGAAGCUAUGGGGAGCUGCUGGAGCUGUCUGUACAGAGACCCCAUCCGAGACAACCAUCUCACCAAAUUUAAGGUCAUCAAUGUGGAUGAUGAGGGAAAUGAGCUGGGCUCUGGCAUCAUGGAGCUCACCCAGACUGAGCUCAUCCUUCACACGCGCAAGAGAGACGCCAUCCGGUGGCCGUAUCUCUGCCUGCGUCGCUACGGCUACGACUCUAACCUGUUUUCUUUUGAGAGCGGCCGCCGUUGUCAAACGGGGCAAGGAAUCUUUGCAUUCAAGUGUUCCCGGGCAGAAGAGAUUUUCAAUCUGCUCCAGGAGCUGAUGCAAUGUAACAGCAUCAAUGUGGUGGAGGAGUCAAUGAUGAUGAGUCGCAGUGGCCACACACCAGAGAUGGACAUGUCUCGCGCUCCACAGACUCCCAACACUCCAGCAUUUCCCGUCCAAUCUUUUCCCAAUGGAUACCCUGGUUACCCAGUUAGAGGUGAUUCCUCACAACCCGCUCUUACUGAUGAUCACGGACAUAGCCUCAUGGGUCUGGAAGACCAGACCCACACCUAUGUAAAUACUGUGAGUAUGGAGGGGGACCUUUCCAUGCGUCACUGUGUACAUUCUCUGCCUGAGGUGCGACCCAGCACUUUCCCUGAAACAACAAGGGGAGCCAUGCCUGUCGGGGGCCAAGGGAACCCGCAGUCCAACCUGCGGUGCUGUCCCCUUGAGGAGCAUAAAGACCCUCAGGUGUUCUUACAACCAUCCUCACAGGAGGCCAAGUUCAUGCUCGGCCCUACUCCAGUGCAGCGCCAUCUGCUGGAGAGGGAGAGACAUGGGCACAAUCCUCACAACCUUCAGCCAGUAGAGGGGGCAACAGGCUCAGAGACGGAAGCAGAUGAGCCCUCUAUGCACCUGUGCAAUUCUCAUUCCUAUCAUCAUUUCCAUCACCACACACACCGACAUCCGGGUCACGAGCACCCAGACAGCUGCCAGAGUGAUGAACUCACCUAUGAAAACAUCAAUGGCCUACGGAGUGCCCGCAAGCAGCGUCUGAGCCCCAGCAGCAUGUCUCAGUCUGUGGGUUCAAGCAGUAGCAGCAGCACUGGGGACAGCCACUCACAUUCGCUCUUGCACCCACUUUCCCAUGGCCCAUCAUCUCUACCCCCACAGGGAUAUGCCUGUGACAGGGGCAUGGGCGGAGGUCAUCGUCGGACAGCUCUUCUUAAUUAUGAGAACCUGCCCUCCCUGCCACCGGUCUGGGAGUACAGUGCUCUGCAGCGAGAUGAUGAGCAGGAAGAGGACGACGAAGAUCAGGAUGAUGAGGACUAUGAGGAGGAAGAGGAGGACUUUGAUGAAUAUGAGUUCUCAGAAGGUCCUGGGACACCCAACGGGUACCACCAGGAAAGUCGAGGUAUCCACAGAGAUGCUCUUCAGAACUAUGUUAACACAGAACAGGUCCAGCCUUCCCAGCUUCGACACGCCUGCCCCCCACAUCCACGACCGUGUCAACCUGACAGAGGAGGGCGAAUAUUUAGCUUUGAUUUCCGCAGACGUUCACGUUCAGGGGUUGGAAGCUGUGAACACAGCCACAUGCCUCCGUCGCGGCAGCUGAAUUAUAUCCAGGUGGACCUGGAGGGAGAACCUCCCUGUCAAGCCCUCAGCAGCGGGGGUGCCCAACCACAGCACCAGCGCCUACCACCCAAAAAAUGCGGUCCACAGGCACCCCGGCGCAGUGAAUGCUACGCAGUAAUUGACCUGAAGAAGACUGCUGCCAUGUCCAACCUGCAGAAAGCGCUGCCCAGGGAUGAUGGGACUUCCAGAAAGACUCGCCACAACAGCACAGACCUGCCUCUGUAAACUGAGUUCAAACUGAAGAGGAAUGAUGAAGACAGAUGAAGGCUUAUCCUCAUCUUAGCACACUGGACCCUUCACUGUCAUCCAUCCAUUCAACUGUCGGGCUGAGUAACCCAGUACAGGUACCUAAAUAGAAACUUACAGAAACUUAUUUGUGCAUAUAAAAGGAAAUGAGAAAUCUCUGAGAAUAAUUAGCUGUUUUUUCAUUUUUAGUUUUUAUUUAUUGGAUAUUUGUUCUAGCUGAAGCAGAAAACCUCAGUUUUUACCAAAAUUAUUUACACUUACAAACAUUCUAACUCCUUUCGUUUAUACACUUUACAUUCAUAUUUUUUUUCUUUGAGAUAAAUACUCGGUACAUCAGAGUAGCAGCCCUUAUUACUGAAGAGUAGUUGCUGGCAUGAAGGAAGAGUUAAUAGUUCCUCCAAGGGACUGAGCAGUGUUCAUACCUCAUCACAAGCACGCAAGUCUAAUGUUGUGGCUAGUAGAAAAGACCAUUAUUUGUUACUGUAUGCCUAUACAGCAUUUUGCACACAAUCCUAUUGAAUUGUAUCAAAUCAUAUUUUGGAAAUUGUUUCGUCCAAUCUGAGACAAAAAAAGGGAGGGUGUUAAAUGAAUAAUGGAUUGAGAUAUUUGGAGAAUCAUAAGAAUGAAUAGUGGUAAAAGUAGCACAAAUAAAUGAGUUGCAGCUCUCUUGUGUCAACAUGCAGAAUUCUAAAAAAGUAGCAUAUCAUCUUUGAUCACACCUCCUGCAUAUCAUCCCAGACCUGCGGGGUGGGGGUUCAAGCUCGUCACGUUGCACUUUUGACCCUGGGCCACUAAAAUGCUCUUUGUCACCAGUCCCAGUCCCAAAAUAAAUAAGUGAAUAAAUAGGGCCAAAUGGACGCUUGUACACAGCAAUGUUGACAGGCUUUUUUUUUUUUUUAAAUGUUCUUGAAGCUUAAUAGUGGUGUUAAGCUAUAACCUGUGCUGAAUAUGUAAUUUGUCAGUUAUCAGGUGCGAAUGGUCUGUUUUUAAAGGAUAAUGCAGCAUGAUGCAAAGUCAUGUUGAGCGGCUAUCAGUUUGUCUUAGUCAAAUAUUUAUUUAUUUAUUUCAUGUUUAUUUAUUUAUUCUUUUUAAAAGAAUUGUGCUAGUUUUGUUUUCCUCCAUAAAUGACCAGCGUUUUUAGUCCAGUUGGUAAUUUGGAGACCAAAGUUUCACCUCAAAUUAUCACUGGACACCAGUGUAUUACUGUUAUUACUGUGCUCAAAUUUAUUUUAAAAAGAGACUGUAUUUAUAUUUUAAGUGCCAAAAUGUAAUUGCCAUCUUUAAUAAGAGUAAAAUCAAACGUGCCAUCAGGAUUUCUGGAAAACUUAAAGGAUGGAAAGGCAUAAGAUGAGAAGUGUUGGGGGGCAAACUUUAAAAAAAAAAAAAGAAAAGAAAAAAAAAUCCAGCUUUUUAUGAGUAAUACGGAUAAAAAUAAUGACUGCACAUUCCACCUCAUUCACAUCGACGGCUAUUUUGGAGGGAGAUGUGAGAAUCUUAUCUUGUAGUCUGAUAAUCACUGUUAGGGUGGUUUUAUGCUGCUAUGUGUACAUACUAACAGUAGCCCAUGCUAGCUACAGGUACUUGUCAAAAUGAAAAAUGGCGUGAUGUCAGAUCUUUUACCAUAUUGCUAAUACAAGUAGUAUUGUUGUUCUUCUGAUUUUUUUUUCUGAGCAGCAGAAAUGUUAUGUACCAUUUCAGAGAAUGUUUCAUCCGGUCAAAAUUUCACUACAUUUUUUUUUUUCUUCUUCUUCCUACUAAGCUGGCUGGCAGAGUAAUGGUAACACAGGCCCACUGAUGGCAUCUUCUUUUUAAUUGGGCGCUCACAUUAGCUUGGUCUUCAAAGCCACUCGAGGAGAGACAGAUGUAUUAGAUUUACACACAUGCAGGCCUUCAAAUGCAGAUGUAUUGUGGCGUUUGGCUCAAGUUGAUCUUUGUUUUUUUUAAACAUGACAUAAGUAUAAAUUCUCUACUUCUGACAUUUUUUUGGCUUCUGUGUAGAAUGAUGUUGAAUUUUAAAGUAGGUGAAGAUUUGAUUUAUACAUUAUUGUCAUCAAAGAACAAAAAAAGGUUACCAUCAUGGUUUUUCUCAUGUUUGAUGGACAAAGUAUGUUUGGGGAAAAAAAGAUUGGACUCUAUUUGCUAGGGUCUACCAAAUUGCAGGCAUAUUAUAGCUUUAAAAAAAUAAAAUAUUAGACAUUCACAGAGCAAGAGGUCAGAUCAAUGAUGGCAAAUCUUCAGUAAAACCAUUUUUCAGAGGGCAGCUGAGUGAACAAGAGUGGGAAAAGAUGCAUGUCUUUCACAAUUUUGCCUGCUCACCUGCAGCACCUGGACUGGUAAAUGUCCUCCAGAGGGGGCACAGGGAGACAAAUUAUAGCCCAGACAAUCUUUACAGAAGGCUCCUCCUUCAGCUCUCAAACCAUGAUGUAUAUAACUAAGCUUAUAAAAUAGUAACUGUAAUUUAAAGCAGCAUUUUAAUGAUCUGAUUAUCAAUUAAAUUCUCAACACAGAAGCCUAAAAAAAACCCUGUAUCAGAAGUAUAAAAGUUUUUUUUUUUUUUUUUUUUUUAAAGCCAACUAGCAGCUACCAUUUGUGAGCAAGACAUUGCUGGACAGAGGGAUGUUUACAUUUUCGCAAUAAUGGGAUGAACUAUUGUUAUGUUGAUCUAAAACGGACCAAUCUGUGAAGUGUGAAAUUUAAAUAUUAGUCUGUAGAGCCGUGGGCUUAAUGUGUUUUAUCCCCUGUUUCUCUGGUUUCAGGUACAACGUUUACUUUUCAACCUUCAUGGAGCAAAUUUAACUAUGAAAGUACUAAAAAAGAAAGAAAAAAAAAAAAAAAAGAAACUUGUUUUCUUGAUUGUCAGUGAACUUGCAUUGACAGUGACAUACAAUAUGUAACCAUUGCCAGUGCUUAUGUAAGAUUUUAUUCUAUUACAUCUUUCAGAGCGGUGGCGGUAUUUCAUUCCGGGAUCAGUAUGUGGUACAUGUAAUUUCUCCGAGUAUUGUUACAUGUUGCUUUAUGGUCAUUUAAAAAUGUGUCAACUAUCUUUGUUAUGAAAUGGUAACCUCACACCAACUGAAUCACUUUUUACAGCAUCAUUACCAGCUAUUUUUGUGUUUACUGACUGAUAAUCAGAAUAAAUAGAUACAUGAAUUAGUAGUUUUUUCAGAUUAUUCAGCUCCUAGCCGUUACGUGAUCUUAUUCCACUUGAAGUUCAAAUGAAGUGCAGCUCUCAUCUCAGUACUCAUUGUGACUAGAUUUGCAUGCUGUUUCAAGCGUUCGAUUUUCACCUUCGGUGUUUAUGCUCGAGGCCUGUUUCACACAGGUGUUGAGGAGCUUGUUAAGCACCGAUAAUAAGUAUGAUUAGUUCUGUUGAUGUAAUCUGCAGGGCAAGUAGCCACAAGUCCAGAUAACGACUCCUGUCAUUAACUUCACCAGCUUUGAAUUUACUGAAGGGGUUGUUUAACAAAAGGGCUUGCUCUGUGUUUACUGCUCAUACGUGACUGUGUAUCAUGUCCUUUCAGAGAAAUUUCUCACUGUGCCUUGCAUAUUCAAGCUGGAGAAACAUUGUCACUGCUGUAUAUGAGGGCAGCCUGUUGUCAAAAUGUAAAAUCAGUGCCUGUUAAAGAUUUGAGGACUGAAAGGUGAAGUUGUGUUGUAAUCUGAAAAUGUGCCAACUGUAACACGUAUUGUCCUAACAAUGU
Melanotaenia boesemani (Boeseman's rainbowfish) is the source of this 6393-nucleotide messenger RNA. RefSeq names its product fibroblast growth factor receptor substrate 3 (gene frs3). Gene Ontology annotation, biological process: cell surface receptor protein tyrosine kinase signaling pathway. NCBI's taxonomy places the organism in Eukaryota, Metazoa, Chordata, Actinopteri, Atheriniformes, Melanotaeniidae. Gene Ontology annotation, cellular component: cytoplasm. The coding region runs from base 836 to 2671 and encodes 611 amino acids. The record is from RefSeq and is a predicted model, not a curated record. The transcript is spliced from 7 exons.